Messenger RNA from Saprolegnia parasitica CBS 223.65, 2191 nucleotides. RefSeq lists its product as hypothetical. The transcript is spliced from 9 exons. The coding region runs from base 1 to 2133 and encodes 710 amino acids. Lineage: Eukaryota; Oomycota; Saprolegniomycetes; Saprolegniales; Saprolegniaceae. The record is from RefSeq and is a predicted model, not a curated record. Gene Ontology annotation, molecular function: protein binding.
AUGACGAAGCUCGAGCGGCCGAUCCCGAGCUCCGACGGGGUCAACCAGUCGCGGGACGAAGGCUUCCGCGCGUCCGUGGGCAUCCUGCUCAUGCGUCUGCAUCCGGACGUCACGGCGCAUGCGAUCGAUGCGCUCGUUCACCUGCGCCAGAGCGGCCUCGUGCCCGGGAUCUUCUUCCGCACCGAGCGCCUCCUCUCGGGCUACAUCUACCCGCUGCUCACGCUGUCGCUGACGCCCAACGACAUUCUCACGCACAUCCGUGAGAAGGCCACAAAGGACGCAGACGUGAUAGUCUCGACGCUGCUCUCUCACUCGAACGUGGUCGCGACGACGACGACGGACCCGCAGCUGGAGCGACGCGGCUGCCGCGUCGUGGGCUGCGUCGGCGACUACGUCGUCGUGCACUGGCCCGGGUUGCCCGACGCCUACGACGAGUACGUGCUCCGCACGAGCAUCACGACCGACACGCACAUCGACUCGAUCGAAGCCAUGGCCGCGCCCUUCAACAUCUCGUCCGAAUUCUACAAUGCGCAAAAGAAGUAUGCGCCCAUGUGGAUCAAUGCGCUCGACUACAUGACGCCGUCGACGGUCAAGCGUCCUCGGUCGCCCUCCGCGAGCGAGAUGCCGGCGCACGUCAAGCACACCAAGGUCGAUUCGAGUGUCGUUGCGCGGCUUGACGGCGGCGCCGCGGCGGCUGUCUCGCUCUUGUUGCAGUCGUCGACGACCAACAAGCCUACGACGAGCGUGCUCGACCACUUUGAGGCCAGCGCAACGUCCGAGCCGACGAAGGGCGUGGCCGUGCAUCUGCACUCUGCGCCGGGCUCAGUCGCGCUCGAGCAACAGACCGUCGUCGCGAUUCCGAGCUGCAGCCGCUGGUUCUCGCUCGACGCCGUGCACCCGCUUGAGAAGCGCAUGUUGCCCGAGUUUUUCGACGAGCCGCGGCCCGGCACGAUCCGGUCCAAGACGCCGCAGGUGUAUGUGACGUACCGCAACUACAUGGUGCAUGCCUCGCGCGCCCAGCCGCACGUCUACCUGACGGCCACGGCAUGCCGGCGUAAUCUUGCAGGCGACGUGUGCGCGGUCUUGCGCGUGCACGAGUUCUUGACGCACUGGGGCUUGAUCAACUUCCACGUGCCGGCGCACGCGAUGCCGCCCAGCGUUCCCUCGACACUGGACCUCGAUGUCGCGGCGCUUCCGACGCCCGCGUUGAGCGUGUGCGAAUCCUGCGUCCAGAGCGCGAUUGCAUACGAACUGUCGCUGGACGCCAAGCGCAAGGAGCGGCAGUCGCAGCUCGGCGGGCCGUUCCGGAAGCUGGAUGCGUGGGGCACCCGUCCAGGCACCGGCGUCUGCGAAAACUGUUUUGCGAAGCGCAAGUUUCCAACGCACUUGGAUGUGACCGACUUUGUGCCGGUGCCUUCGAACUGCAAGUGGACGGACGACCACGUACAGCGACUGGUCGAUGCACUGGAUGCGCUCGAUACGUCCCAGGCGGUCGACUGGAACGAGGUCGGCAUCGCGGUGGGGAAGCCGCCGAAAGAGUGUCUCUUCCAGUUCCUUCAGCUGCCGCUCGACGCCCAAGAGCCGCGUACGAACGCAUCCACAUCCAAAACCUCAGGUCUUUUCCCGCUGGCGCGCGCGACGGCCAACGUGGCCGAUAUCGUCGCGAGCGCCGACCCGCAGCUUGUGCAAGCAGCGACGCGCGCGGUCUUGGCCGAGCUCGACGAGCUCAACACGCCGUCGGCCGCCAAAGCGUCGAGUCCAGCGGCGGCCACGCCCAAGGCGGGCCUUGAAAAGGGUGCCAAGGCGCUCGCCAAGACAGCCAAUGAUGCGGGCUUGAGCUUGAAGGAGGAUGUGUCGCUCGAGGGCCUCGUGUCGGAGCAGGUGUCGUCGGCAACGACCGUCGCGCUCCUCGCCGCCAACGCGCACAGCAUUGCGACGCAAGAGGCAAGCGCCGUGAAGCGUCUCAUGCGCGACUUGCUCCAAUGCCAAAUGGAGCAAGUCCAACUCAAAAUGAAGGCGUUCCAACAACUCGAGAUGGCGCUCCACGCCGAGCGCGAGGAGCUCACAAAGGAGCGGCAUGCGAUCUACAUGGAGCGUCUCGCCGCCGUCGCGUCGCCAGACCCAGAGGCGUAGAGUAAUCCACCACACAGUACGACUAGCUUCCAUCAACUACACAACCCUUGCGUUCACC